This is a messenger RNA of Eleginops maclovinus (Patagonian blennie), 3044 nucleotides long. RefSeq names its product pleckstrin homology domain containing, family O member 1b (gene plekho1b). Lineage: Eukaryota; Metazoa; Chordata; Actinopteri; Perciformes; Eleginopidae. Gene Ontology annotation, cellular component: muscle cell projection membrane; ruffle membrane. Gene Ontology annotation, biological process: regulation of myoblast fusion. The transcript has 6 exons. The record is from RefSeq and is a predicted model, not a curated record. Bases 197 to 1180 code for a protein of 327 amino acids.
CCAGAGCAGCGGGGCUGGCCGGACAGAGAGCAGCAGCAGCACCGGGGAGCACCGGGGAUCAGCAGCAGGAGCACCGGGAACAGAGGACACAUCACCGGGGUUCAGAGGCUCCUCCUGCGGGACUUCAGAGACUUCUCCCCGGCUUCUCCUGCUCUCUUUGUGGGGUAAACGGAGGAGAGAAAGUACCGACAGCAGCAUGAAGAAGAACGGCUCUGGGAAACGGGGUUUGCAGGACUCGGCGCUGCUCCCCCCCCCGGAGAAGCUAGGCUGGAUCCGGAGGUUUUGCGGGCGAGGGAUCUUCAGGGAGAUCUGGAAGAACCGCUUCGUGGUUCUGAGGGCGGAUCAGCUGUUCAUCUGCGAGAAGGAGGUGAAGGAGUUGGGCCGGGCGGACGAGGUUUUGGAUCUGUCCGACUACGAGCGCUGUGAAGAGAUCCGGAAGAACAAAAGCCGAAGCAAAAAGAACCACAGCAAGUUCAGAGUGCAGCGCUGCAGCAGCCCGGGGAACACGGUCCCUAACCUGGUGUUCCUGGCUGUGAGUCCGGAGGAGAAAGAGUCCUGGAUCCAGGUCCUGAACGCCUCCAUCACACGGGCCAAGAACCGGAUCCUGGACGAGGUGACUGUGGAAGACAAUCAACUGUCUCACCUGACUCGAGACCGGGUAAAGAUCCCUCAGACCCGCCGCCUGCCGACCAGAGGACACCUGCUGGCCGUGGCCUCCUCCUCUGACGGGGCUCUGACUCUGGACCUGAUCCAGGAGGAGGACCCCACUGUUGUGAUCCCCUUGGACUGCCCCCUCCGCUCCAGGACGGAUGGAGCCCUCUGUGCCCGGGCCGCCGAGGCUUCUGGGAAAUCUCAGAGCCUCCCGCAAGAGGUGCAGACCCCACUGGCCGGGAACAACAACCGCUGCACCUCCAUGGACCAGAUCCUGACCUCCUCGGAGCCCCAGAGGACAGCGGCCCCCCAGGAACCCCCGGUGGCCAGGCUGCAGGAGCUGAUCGCCCAGAAGCUGCAGGACACGGAGCGGUUGCUGACGGAGGUCCGGGGGGGGACGGAGGAGGCAACGGAUGCGAAGCGGCUCCUGCAGGAGGCAGCGGCGGUCUGGAGUCAGGCGAGGGAGGUCCUGCAGGAGGUGAAGGAGCUGCAGGACCUGUACCGGCAGCUGGACCCCCCCUCACUGUGACCCAUACAGGAACUAUAAUACCCACAAUGCCUCUGUACCAGGAACAGUGAUUUAGGUUCUGUCUGGACCAGAGGGUCCGGUCCCCAGAGACUUUGAUCACAGAUGCUGAAGCCCCUCCCUCAGCUUCCUGUGUUUUAUAGAUUUUAUAAUGUAGAGUCAGGAGGGGGGGGGCAUUAAUCCAGAGCGUUUGCACUAAAACGGGAAGGGCUGAAUGUGCCCCCGGAACCAGUCUGACCUCCCCAAUUAACAAUCUUCCAGAGACCCAGACCUCAGAUGAAUCAAUUGUUAAUAAUAGUCCUCUCAGAGACCGGACCUCCUCUCAGAGACCGGACCUCGUUUCACUGACCGGACCUCCUUUAGAGACCAGACUUCCUUUACAGACCGGACCUCCUUUAGAAACCAGACCUGCUUUAGUGACCGGACCUCCUUUAGAAACCAGACCUGCUUUAGUGACCGGACCUCCUUUAGAAACCAGACCCGCUUUAGAGACCGGACUUCCUUUAGUGACCGGACCUCCUUUAGAGACCGGACCUCCUUUAGAGAAUAGACAUUCUCUCAGAGACAGAGUGCCAAGAGAGGAGGAGGAGACGGCUCUCUGGAAACCCUGUUCCUGGACUGGAUGUGAGUCCCUGAUGGUUUGAGAGGACUAUAACGAGGGUUAGAGGCUCGGCUCUGAGAGGAAGGGUUGUGAUGGUACGAUGUAGGAAGAUCUCCGGGGUGUGUGGAGGUCAGGUUCAGGAUCUAUUUGUUAAUCAUGGUACAAGCUGUUUAAGCCUCCCUCCUCCUCCUCUUCCUCCUACUCUUGAACCGCUGAGCUGGGCUCAGGUUUUGGACUCUUUAAGAAAAAAACUAUGCACGCUGCAUGAAAAACAGCCACUUCCUGCUCCUCCUCUUCUGAAUGUGUUUUUACUGGCAGGUGAAAAUGUCUGAAUCCUCAGAAGCAGCAGAGUAAAGUUCAGUCUCUCGUUGUUCCUCUCAGAUCAGAACUGACAGGGCUAACUGAGCUAACAGGGCUAACUGAGCUAGCAGUGUUAACUGAGCUAAUAGGGCUAACUGAGCUAACAGUGGUAACACUGCUAACUGAGUUAACAGUGCUAGAGAAUGAUAGAAAAAUUCAAUCUAAACAGUUUAAAGCUCUUCAAACAUUAAGGGUUUUUUUUCUCAUGAAUAUUUCUUCCGCUAAAACGCAGCUGCAGAGCGCCCUGAUUAUUAGCUGAUGAGCUAACCAAGCUAACAUUGAUCAGCUGAAAUAGCUAGCUAAGAUACGAUAAUACUAAGAUCAACUCUUUAAAUAUUGUCAUCACAGCUGUGCAACACCAACACACAUUUAACGUCAGAAUCAAUGCUAAUGCUAAUGUAGCAUCCUAGCUUCGGGAAACAUGAUACACAUUAGCUACCAGCUAGCACGGGCUUCAUUAAUGUCAACCUCCCACGUUAUUUAGCUAGCAACCGGCUCCUAAAGCUAACACGUGUUUUAACAAGAUUAAAGAUAAGGAAAAUCUCCACAUGAUUUCAAACAGCUGAGAGUAAUCAGGUGAAUCCAGAUUCCCAGGGGACGACAGGUCUCGGAUUCUGGUGUCAGCCGCUCGGAUCUGAGAGGAGCCAAGAGAACCUGAAGAACUAUUUUUAUAAAAUACUUUUGUACCUAACAGCUUCCUGUAAGAGUGUGUGUGUGUGUGUGUGUGUGUGUGUGUGUGUGUGUGUGUGUGUGUGGGAUUUAUUUCUAUCAGAAUGAUAUUGUCUGUCGUUUGAUCCUUCCUCUUUGUGCUGCAGCCUUACACCCCAGAGGAUCAUGGGAGAUGUAGUCCGGGAGAGAUGUGAAGCUGUGAGUUCAUGUGCUAAAAUAAAAACCUGCAAACUGAAA